Messenger RNA from Diuraphis noxia (Russian wheat aphid), 1164 nucleotides. RefSeq names its product isocitrate dehydrogenase [NAD] subunit gamma, mitochondrial-like. NCBI's taxonomy places the organism in Eukaryota, Metazoa, Arthropoda, Insecta, Hemiptera, Aphididae. The record is from RefSeq and is a predicted model, not a curated record. Gene Ontology annotation, cellular component: mitochondrion. Gene Ontology annotation, biological process: tricarboxylic acid cycle; isocitrate metabolic process.
AUGUUCGGGAUUCUUUCAAAGAUGUGUACUUUGAUUAAAAAAUCAGGUCCACAAACCAUUCGCCAGCUAUCGACAGUAAACUUCGAUAUCCAACAGAACAGACCGCAAACCCCAAGACCAAUUGGAUUUUCCAGAGCCAGAUAUGGAGGAAGAAAUGCAGUCACUAUGUUACCGGGUGGAGGCAUUGGGCCAGAGCUGAUGAGUUAUGUAAAAAGAGUAUUUUUUGAAACUGGCAUGCCAGUUGAUUUCGAAACAGUUCGGAUCGAUCCAAAAAGUGAUAAUAAUGAUGAUCUGGACUACGCCAUUAUGUCUAUUCGUAGAAACGGUGUAUGCAUUAAAGGCAACAUUGAAACAGAAAGUCAAUCACAAGCUAUAAUUUCACGUAAUGUUGCCAUACGUAACGAACUCGAUUUAUUUGUGAAUGCCGUACAUGUGCAGUCAUACAAUAACGUACCAAGUCACCACAAGAACGUAAAUAUUAUAGUUGUACGUCAAAACACUGAAGGUGAAUACGCAAUGUUGGAACACGAAAGUGUACCCGGCGUGGUCGAAUCUUUGAAAGUUAUUACUAGAGAUAAUUCUACAAGGUUGGCUCGUUACGCGUUUGAAUUAGCAAAAAAAAAUGGUCGCAGUAAAGUCACGGCAAUCCACAAAGCUAACAUUAUGAAAUUAUCAGAUGGAUUAUUUUUGGAAACUUGCAUAAAUAUGUCAUCGAAUUAUCCAGAUAUCGAUUUUGAUCAUAUGAUUAUUGACAACUGUUGCAUGCAGUUAGUGUCCGAUCCUCAUCAAUUUGAUGUGAUGGUUAUGCCUAAUUUGUACGGUUCAAUUGUGUCAAAUGUAAUAUGCGGCCUAGUUGGAGGUGCGGGAAUGAUGUCGGGAAAAAACUAUGGUGAUCAUUAUGCAGUUUUUGAGCCAGGUACCAGAAACACUGGUUCGAGUAUUGCAGGUACUAACACAGCUAAUCCAGUAGCGAUGUUAAAUGCGUCUGCCGACAUGUUAGAACACUUGGGUCACCAAGUGCAUUGUAAUAACCUCAGGACUGCUAUAUGUAAGACACUCAAUGAAGACAUGUUACAUACAGCUGAUUUAAAUGGUACCGCAAAAAGUUCUGAUGUGGUACAAAAUAUCAUUAAACAUAUAAAAACAAUUACGGGCACAAUCUAA